Molecule: messenger RNA, 2734 nt
Organism: Balaenoptera acutorostrata (minke whale)
Lineage: Eukaryota; Metazoa; Chordata; Mammalia; Artiodactyla; Balaenopteridae
Gene: KBTBD4
Product: kelch repeat and BTB domain containing 4
Exons: 4
Coding region: 366-1994 (542 amino acids)
Molecular function (GO): protein binding
Source: RefSeq, a predicted model, not a curated record
GAGUCGGAAGCAGAGGUUCCGGGCUCCGGGUUCCGGGCUUCGGAAUGAAAGGAGGGAAGGCAGGUGAGAAAGCGAAGCCCGCAGGUGGGGAAACCGUGAGGUGAACGUGCCCUACCUUGGUGUGACAGAGGCUGGAGAGAAGGCAAGGAUCCUAAGGAACCAGACUGGGAAACACCCAGAGUACGAAAUUUUUAUUUCAUCAGGAAUGUGAUGUCACUGCAAGAGAAUGAGUCCAGCUUUGGUUGAAGGAGAACAUCAGAGAUGUCAUUAACAGGGCCAGGACUAAGGCUAAUCUGGGCCGACUGUGCCCUCACUUUUCCCUUCUCCCUGCCUGCAUUGGACAAUUGGAUUCAUAGACUGUGGCUAUGGAUUACUUAAGUUAUUCAGGGUGGUGGUGUUUUGCAGACAGCUGGCAGAGAGAGAAGUGGGCUACUACCAUGGAAUCACCAGAGGAGCCUGGAGCAUCCAUGGAUGAGAACUACUUUGUGAACUACACUUUCAAAGAUCGGUCACACUCAGGCCGCGUGGCUCAAGGCAUCAUGAAACUGUGUUUGGAGGAAGAGCUCUUUGCUGAUGUCACCAUUUCAGUGGAAGGCCGGGAGUUUCAGCUCCACCGAUUGGUCCUCUCAGCUCAGAGUUGCUUCUUCCGGUCCAUGUUCACUUCCAACCUGAAGGAGGCCCACAACCGGGUAAUUGUGCUGCAGGAUGUCAGCGAGUCUGUUUUCCAGCUCCUGGUUGAUUAUAUCUACCAUGGGACUGUGAAACUUCGAGCUGAGGAGCUGCAGGAAAUUUAUGAGGUGUCAGACAUGUAUCAGCUGACAUCUCUUUUUGAGGAGUGUUCUCGGUUUUUGGCACGCACAGUGCAGGUGGGCAACUGCCUUCAGGUGAUGUGGCUGGCAGAUCGACACAGUGAUCCUGAGCUCUACACUGCUGCCAAGCACUGUGCCAAGGCCCACCUGGCCCAGCUGCAGAGCACAGAGGAAUUUCUCCACUUGCCCCACCAUCUGCUCACUGAUAUCAUCUCUGAUGGAGUUCCAUGCUCCCAGAACCCAACAGAGGCAAUAGAAGCCUGGAUCAAUUUUAAUAAAGAAGAAAGAGAGGCUUUUUCAGAGUCACUCAGGACUAGCUUGAAGGAAAUUGGGGAGAAUGUACACAUUUACCUGAUUGGGAAAGAGUCAUCUCGUACCCACUCGUUGGCUGUGUCCUUACAUUGUGCAGAAGAUGACUCCAUCAGUGUAAGUGGCCAGAACAGCUUGUGCCACCAGAUCACUGCAGCCUGCAAGCAUGGCGGAGACUUGUACGUGGUGGGAGGGUCCAUCCCACGGCGCAUGUGGAAGUGCAACAAUGCCACUGUGGACUGGGAAUGGUGUGCGCCUUUGCCCCGUGACCGACUCCAGCACACCCUGGUGUCUGUGCCUGGGAAAGAUGCCAUAUAUUCACUGGGUGGCAAGACACUGCAGGAUACCCUCUCCAAUGCAGUUAUCUAUUAUCGGGUAGGUGAUAACGUCUGGACUGAGACAACCCAGUUAGAGGUGGCUGUGUCAGGGGCCGCUGGUGCCAACCUCAACGGUAUCAUCUACUUACUAGGGGGGGAGGAGAAUGACCUGGACUUCUUUACCAAACCGUCUCGACUCAUCCAGUGCUUUGACACAGAGACAGACAAGUGUCACGUGAAACCCUAUGUGCUGCCCUUCGCUGGCCGCAUGCACGCAGCUGUGCAUAAGGAUCUGGUGUUCAUCGUGGCUGAAGGGGACUCCCUGGUGUGCUACAAUCCCCUGCUAGACAGCUUUACCCGGCUUUGCCUUCCUGAGGCAUGGAGCUCUGCCCCAUCCCUCUGGAAGAUCGCCAGCUGUAAUGGGAGCAUCUAUGUUUUUCGUGACCGAUACAAAAAGGGGGACGCCAACACCUACAAGCUUGAUCCUGCCACUUCAGCUGUAACUGUCACUAGAGGCAUUAAGGUGCUGCUUACCAAUUUGCAGUUUGUGUUGGCCUAAGGCUGUGAGGGGAAGAGCAGCUGACUUUUGCCCUCCCUUUCUCCAGCACCUACCCAUCCAAACUCAAAGUCCCGGAGGCCCCCAUUCAGGUACUAUGUUAUUUUUUGGCACAUGUUAGAAAGGCAGCGCCUAAACCCUUGAACUCAUAAGGGUGUUCCGUUUGGGGCUUUUUAGACUGCUGCUUCUCAGCUGGCUGCUUGAACUGAGAGUAGGCCAGCCUAUUCGCCAUCCCCUUGUAAUCCUGUGCCUCCCUACAGAGCAUGUAGAGCAAGCCUCUUCUCCGCCCUUAGGCACAGCCUCCCCUCUUUACCUGAUCAGUGUUAAAUAGAAGCACCCCUGAUCCCGGGACAGAAGGAAAGAUGCCCAGUCUUCCUUUUUUUCCAUAGCCUGUUAAGUGGCUAAUUGGUCAUUUUUCCACGAAGAAUUAGGUGUUAGAGUUCUCCUUCAGGCUUUGGCUGGGAGAAUGGACUAAGCUGAAGGUGUCCUUCACCAGCAAGAGUCUACCCUAGAAUUCAGGACGUUCGUCUGUUGUUUUUCAUCUGUCUGUCAAGAAAUGUAUACUUUGGUUUUAUUUUUGGCUUAUUCCAAGGAGUAAGCCAGAAAGAAGUAGAAAGGAUUAUUUCUGAUUAAUCACAGAAACUUUUUUCAAACUCAAAUAUAUAAGGUCUCUACUCUUUUAAAAGCUCUAAGCUAAGCCAAGAGCUAGGAACUGUUCAUACAAAUAAAAGUUUUUGAAGGGA